This is a messenger RNA of Coregonus sp. 'balchen', 4570 nucleotides long. Lineage: Eukaryota; Metazoa; Chordata; Actinopteri; Salmoniformes; Salmonidae. The record is from the annotation of a GenBank genome assembly.
GACGCCAGCACUGGGAGGGACGGAGCAGGAACAGCGGGAGACCCAGAAUACACCACUGACCUGUCAGGGAAACUGGGUAAGACACUGAGCACUGUAUCUCUCUCUCUGAUGUUUAUCUCUGGUUUCAUCUGAUCCUAGAUCAUUUAGAAAACAGGGCAUUGUCUUAGUGAUGGGUAUGUAGUGGCCCAGUCUCUAGAGAGGGAGUGUAGUUCUAGUUUUGGAGGGGCCAAGUGUGUCUGGCCACACCUGACACACACACCCCCUCUCUAGAGACCCCCCACCCACCCCACCAGCAGGGUGCUCUUUGCUUUGGUAAUUGCCUCUGACAGGCCAGAGAGCAGGCUAUUUGAGUGAAGUGUGAUUGGGGAAACAUUCCAUCCUCUCCCCUCUCUUUCUGUUGGCUGCCCCCUUGGACUCUGUCGGUACUGAGCUCCACUGUCAGUGGCUGCAGAAUCUAGCCGUGUUCUACCCUGAUCAAAGGCGGGCUGCCAUGAGUAUUGUUGCACUGUGAAGUGUGGUGGUGAAGUGUGGUUGUGAAGUGUGGUGGUGAGGUGUGGUGGUGAAUUGAGGUGAGGUGUGGUGAGGUGUGGUGGUGGUGAGGUGUGGUGGUGAGGUGAGGUGUGGUGGUGGUGAGGUGAGGUGUGGUGGUGGUGAGGUGUGGUGGUGAGGUGUGGUGGCGAGGUGUGGUGGUGGUGUUGAGGUGUGGUGGUAGUGAGGUGUGGUGGUGAGGUGUGGGGGUGUGCUGGUGGUGAGGUGUGGUGGUGAGUUGUGGUGAGGUGUGGUGGUGAGUUGUGGUGGUGAGGUGUGGUGGUGGUGAAUUGUGGUGGUGAGGUGUGGUGGUGGUGUGGUGGUGAGGUGUGGUGGUGAGGUGUGGUGGUGGUGAAUUGUGGUGGUGAGGUGUGGUGGUGGUGUGGUGGUGAGGUGUGGUGGUGAGGUGUGGUGGUGGUGAUGAAGUGUGGUGAUGAAGUGCUCCACUGGGCUGUGACCCUGACUCUGCUCUCAGCUCUCUAGAAGGCCAGACCAGUGGUAUCAAACUGGGUUAUGUUAUGCUGAAUAGUGCCGCCACACCAGAAAUACUGUUGGACCCCAAAUGGAAGCCCCACUACAUACCCUUAAUAUUUAUUUGUUCAGUGUUAGAAAAAUUACGUUGUCAAACAAACAGACUCAACCUUAAUUAUUUUCAAAGUCCUCCAGCGUGAUUCAUUGCAAUAUUUAAUAGCUGUCUGGUGUGCAUUGUGCAUACCAUUAUAAACUGUUCCUGUGAACUUCACCAACAACACUAUUUCAUAAACAACCCUUUCUUUGAUCUCAGUCCGACCACGCUUCACGCAGCCAGCCAAGAUGAGGAAGCGCGUGAUUGCCCGGCCAGUGGGCAGCUCAGUACGGCUGAAGUGCACGGCCAGCGGGAACCCUCGUCCGGACAUCGUGUGGCUGAAGGACAACAAGCCGCUGACCCCUGAGGAGGUGGGUGAGGGCCGUAAGAAGAAGUGGACCCUGAGUCUGAAGAAUCUGACCCCUGAGAACAGCGGGAAGUACACCUGCCACGUCUCCAACCGGGCUGGAGAGAUCAACGCCACAUACAAAGUGGAAGUCAUCCGUAAGUUUGGUCACUUACUUACUUUCAGUAUAGAUGUAUUGCUUUUUGGAUGAUUUAUAAGCUUGGGUCAAUGUUGAAUGGUGAGGUUGGAUUAGCAUUGAGCUAGGGUUGGAGUAGGGUAUUAAUGCAGGGUGUUGAGUUUGGAGGUUGUGCAUUAACUUGGAUUUACUGGUCAGAUUGGUUUAUAGUUGAGUAUUGAGGAUGGGGUUUGGGUUUAGGUUGUUAAUGGUCGGUUGAGCGUUGAGCUGUGAGGUUGGGUUAAACCUGGGCUGGUGUGGUAUGGUGAGCUUCAGCCUUCCUCUCUCUCUCCCCUUGGCCAUCUGCUUAGCAUUAUAUCCCAGCUGUGUACGCAGAAGCGGAGAGGAGAGGAAGUGAAUAAAACUUGUGCUUGCUUGUGUCAAAUGUGGUAUUUUCUCCCUCAACCUCAGACUAUUCUAGCCGCAGCACAGAGAAUGAGAGGAAAGCGCUGAACAUGGCAAUAACUUUUCUGUUAAUAUGAAUAGUAUGAAUAUGCUCUAUAACGUUUUUUCCCGUUAUAGAGCGGACACAUUCCAAGCCUAUCCUGACCGGCACCCAUCCGGUGAACACCACGGUGGACUACGGCGGCACCACCUCAUUCCAGUGUAAGGUCCGCAGCGACGUCAAGCCGGUGAUUCAGUGGCUGAAGAGGGUGGAGCCGGGGGAUGAGAACAAGUACAACUCCACCAUCGAGGUGGGCGACCAUGGCUUCGUGGUGCUGCCCACGGGAGAGGUGUGGUCCAGGCCAGAUGGCUCCUACCUCAACAAGCUGCUCAUCACCCGGGCCAAGGAGGAGGACGCUGGGAUGUACAUCUGUCUGGGUGCCAACACCAUGGGUUACAGCUUCCGCAGUGCUUACCUCACCGUGCUGCCAGGUGAGUGGAACACCCUGCUACACCCUGUUUAACCAUAACACCCUGUUACACUCUGUUUAACCAUAACACCCUGUUACACUCUGUUUAACCAUAACACCCUGUUACAACCAUAUUAUAGCACCCUGAUACACCCUCUUUAACCAUAACACCCGGUUACAACCAUAUUAUAACAGCCAGUUUAACCAUAACACACUGUUACACCCUGUUACAGCCAUAUUAUAACAACCCGUUACACACUGUUUAACCAUAACACCCUGUUACAACCAUAUUAUCACACCCUGUUUAACCAUAACACCCUGUUACACCCUGUUUAACCAUAAUACCCUGUUACAACCAUAUUAUAACACCCUGAUACACCCUCUUUAACCAUAACACCCUGUUACAACCAUUACACCCAAUUUAACCAUAACACCCUCUUACACCCUGUUUAACCAUAACACCCUGUUACAACCAUAUUAUAACAACCUGAUACACCCUGUUUAACCAUAACACCCUGUUACACCCUGUUUAACCAUAAUACCCUGUUACAACCAUAUUAUAACACCCUGAUACACCCUCUUUAACCAUAGCACCCUGUUACAACCAUAUUAUAACACCCUGUUUAACCAUAACACCCUGUUACACCUUGUUUAACCAUAACACCCUGUUACACCCAUAUUAUAACACCCUGUUACACCCUGUUUAACCAUAACACCCUGUUACACCCUGUUUAACCAUAAUACCCUGUUACAACCAUAUUAUAACACUCUGUUACACCCUCUUUAACCAUAACACCCUGUUACACCCUGUUUAACCAUAAUACCCUGUUACAACCAUAUUAUAACACCCUGUUACACCCUCUUUAACCAUAACACCCUGUUACACCCUGUUUAACCAUAAUACCCUGUUACAACCAUAUUAUAACACCCUGAUACACCCUCUUUAACCAUAGCACCCUGUUACAACCAUAUUAUAACACCCUGUUUAACGUUUAACACCCUGUUACACCUUGUUUAACCAUAACACCCUGUUACACCCAUAUUAUAACACCCUGUUACACCCUGUUUAACCAUAACACCCUGUUACACCCUGUUUAACCAUAAUACCCUGUUACAACCAUAUUAUAACACUCUGUUACACCCUCUUUAACCAUAGCACCCUGUUACAACCAUAUUAUAACACCCUGUUACACCCUGUUUAACCAUAACACCCUGUUACAACCAUAUUAUAACACCCUGUUACACCCUGUUUAACCAUAAUACCCUGUUACAACCAUAUUAUAACAACCUGAUAUACCCUGUUUAACCAUAACACCCUGUUACAACCAUAUUUUAACAACCUGAUACACCAUAACACCUUGUUUAACCAUAACACUCUGUUACACCCUGUUUAACUAUAACACCCUGUUACAACCAUAUUAUAACAACCUGUUACACCCUGUUUAACCAUAACACCCUGUUACAACCAUAUUAUAACACCCUGAUACACCCUGUUUAAACAUAACACCCUGUUACAACCAUGUAACAUCCUGUCACAUUCACAACCAAACAACAUGUGAUGCACCCAUCAUCCACAACUGUCCAACUGAAGUUGUUUUAAUAAUUGUUAUAUUUUCUACUGUAUGAAUUCACCAUCAGGUUUUAAUAGGGACUUUUGACCAAGCUGCUCAUAACUCUCCAUAUUUUCUCUUCUCUUCCCUCCAGACCCAAAGCCUCACCACACUCCCAUCCCCACGGCCACCUCCCCCAGCCUGCCCUGGCCUGUGAUCAUCGGCCUCCCAGCCGGGGUGGUGUUCAUCCUGGGUACUGUCCUGCUGUGGUUCUGUCAAUCCAAACGCCACUGCUCCUCUGGAGGUGUGGUCACCGCCCAGGCCCUGUCUGCCUCACAGCGCCCGCCCCCCCGGGUGCCAAACUGCCCCCCCAGCGUGGACAAAGACUGCCUGAGCUACUACAUGACCCAGCAGCAGCAGCUCCUCCUGGCCCAGGGAGGCAGCGGUCUGACGGUCCCUAAAGUCUACCCAAAGAUCUACACGGACAUCCACACACACACCCACUCACACAUGGAUGGCAAAGUGCACCAACACCAGCACAUCCACUACCAA